GGGCCGAGGGUGAAGAUGAUUCCAGCUGCGUGUCUGAGUGAGCUGGCGGAUUGUACGCUGCAGGUCUCACCAUCUGGACAGUACCUGGAUCUUGAUCUGUCCCUGCUGGAGCAGAAGGAUGAGCUGGAAGGAUUCUACGAGGAGAUCAGCAAAGGGAGGCGACCAACUCUGAUCCUGCGCACACAGCUCUCUGUCCGAGUCCAUGCCAUCCUCGAGAAGCUGUACAACUCCCAGGGGCCAGAGCUGAGGCGCUCCCUCUUCUCCCUCAAGCAGCUCUUUCAGGAGGAUAAAGACCUGGUGCCGGAAUUCAUGAACUUGGAGGGGCUGACAUGCUUGAUCAAAGUGGGGGCCGAGGUCGACCAGAACUACCAGAACUACAUCCUGCGAGCGCUGAGCCAGGUCAUGCUGUUCGUGGAUGGGAUGUUGGGCGUGAUCGCGCACAACGAGACCGUGCAGUGGCUCUACAUGCUCUGCGGGAGCUUGUACCGCCUGGUGGUGAAAACGGCGCUGAAGCUGCUGCUGGUGUUCGUGGAGUACACGGAGUCCAAUGCCCAGCUCCUCAUCCAGGCUGUCAACACUGUGGAGCAGGCUAGAGGUGCGUAUCCAUGGUCCAACCUGGUUGCAAUCUUAGAGGAGCGCAAUGGGGCUGACACAGAGCUGCUGGUGUUCGCAAUGACACUUAUCAACAAGACGCUGGCAGCCCUCCCGGACCAGGACUCGUUCUAUGAUGUGACAGACUGCCUGGAGCAGCAGGGGAUGGAGCGCAUUGUGCAGCGCCACAUGCACAACAAGGGCCUGGAUCCUGACGUGAAGCAGCAGUUUGCAAUCUACGAAAGCUCGCUCAAACACGAAGAUGGAGUGGAAGAGCUGCCACCGGGGGUGCGCAAGGAGCGGAGGAAAACGGACGAGAACCGGCGGGGCCGGCGCUCCCUGGGUGGCAACGUGGAUGCUGGAGCUGGUGCAAGCUCCCCAAGCCCAGCCGUGGAGGACAACAAGCUGCCUGAGCUCUCCAGCUCCCCGAAGUAACCCACUGCCAAGACAGUGACGGAGAGCAGCCCAGCUCUGCCCUGCUCCGAGAGUGUUUACAGCAGCACGUCCAAUAUGCGGCUCUCUGCAUCGGCCUCCCCGGAGGAGAGGAACCACCCCAGCCUGGGGGAGAGGAGCGUUUUCAAAGCUCGCUUCUUGGAAAACCUGGCUUCAUCCCAAAAGGAAAGGCUAUCUGCGAUGUCCAAGGAGCGACUUGACAUCCUCGCCGAAGCCAUUCCAGGGAGUGGCCAGCUUAGUCCAGAGCCACCUCCAGCAGGGAGGCUGGUGCUGAACGAGGAGAAGGAGCAGAAUGAGACGGCGAACGAGCAGGAACCGCGCCUGUCAUCAGUCAGGAUCGCUCUGGGGAGGGAUGAGAAUGGAGACAGCACAUCAGGGCGCUGUCCCCCCCAGCAGGAGAGCGCCACUCCCUGCCGCUCCAUCUCCUCGGACAAGAAGCUGAUGCGCGACAUGCUAUUUGCCAAAAGCCAAGUGGAGCCAGGGCGGGACCUGCUCUUCCCUGAGGCGUCAGCUUCUGCCCAGCGCCACCGAGUGGCUGGGGACCAGCCGAGCCAGGCAGAGCUGCAAGGCAGUCAGGACCUGGAGAAUGCCAGGCCUCAGGCCCCGGCCCCUGACGGGCAGGUAUCCAGCGCCCAGACCCGGCUCCCGCGCACCCAGUCCAGUGUCGAGGCAGAAGCCAACGCUCAGAAUGUGGAGCGGGCCCUCCUGACCCCGUUUAAAAAGGACUUUGAGUUCAUGUGGGAUCGUCUGGAGCCCGGCCCUGUGCUGCUGAAGAUCAAAGACCUGGACUUCUCAGACCUGGGUGAAGAGGAAAAUUUUGAUGCCUUAGAGCAAGGGGCAGUAGGAAAUGACUCAUUCCAUGUGCCUCCCUCACCCCCUUCUGGCACUGAGGCACUGACUGCGGGAGGCCUCCUGGCUCCCCCACCACCACCCCCUCCUCCUAGCUGUCCCCCACCCCCUGGCUGUCCUCCGCCCCCCCCCCCUGUUCCUGGCUGCCCACCCCCUCCUGCGUUUGCUGGCUACCCUUCACCAGAUUCAUUUUCCCCUGCCAAGAAGAAGAAGACAGUGAAACUCUUUUGGAAGGAGCUGAAACAUCCCAGUUCCCACGUUGGGGCUGGCCGGUUUGGCCAGGGCACCGUGUGGGCAUCCCUGGAGAGAGUAGAGAUUGACGCGGCCAAGCUGGAGCAUCUCUUUGAGUCCAGAGCAAAGGAAGUGCUGAGUUCCAAGAAAGCUGCUGACGGGAAGAAGUGCACGGUGGUCCUCGACCCCAAGAGGAGCAAUGCCAUUAACAUCGGCCUGACGGUGCUGCCGCCCGCUCACAUCAUCAAGACGGCCAUUCUCAGCUUCGACGAGUUCGCCAUUAACAAAGAAGGGAUUGAGAAAAUCCUGACCAUGGUUCCCACCGACGAAGAGAAGCAGAAGAUCCAGGAGGCGCAGCUUGCCAAUCCCGACCUCCCCCUGGGCUCAGCCGAGCAGUUCCUGCUCACCCUCUCCUCCAUUAGCGAGCUCACGUCUCGGCUCCAGCUGUGGGCGUUCAAGCUGGACUAUGAGAGCAUGGAGCAGGAGAUCGCAGAGCCUCUGUUUGACCUGAAAUUGGGGAUGGAACAGCUGGCCAAAAACCAGACCUUCAAAUGUAUCCUGGCUACUCUGCUGGCCAUGGGGAACGUCCUCAACGGCUCCCAGAGCCAGGGCUUCGAGCUCAGUUACCUGGAGAAGGUCUCGGAGGUGAAGGACACUGUGCACCGGCAGUCUCUGCUGCACCACCUGUGCCAUGCAGUGGUGGAGAGGUUCCCCCAAACCAGCGACCUCUACUCGGAGAUCGCAGCCAUCACCCGCUCAGCCAAGGUUGACUUUGACGAGCUGGCAGAAAGCCUGAGCCAGCUGGAGCGACGGUGCAGAGCAUCAUGGGACAACCUGAAGGCCAUCGCCAAGCACGAGACCAAACCGGGCCUGAAGAGCAAGCUGACGGACUUCCUGAAGGACAGCUCUCGGAAGAUCCACAUUCUGAAGGUGGUGCACAGACGCGUACUCCACAGGUUCCGCUCCUUCCUGCUGUUCCUGGGCUACCCACCGGCAGCCGCGCGGGACAUGAAGGUGACGGGGUUCUGCCGGCUCCUGCGGGAGUUCGCCCUGGAGUACCGCACGUGCCGAGAGCGUGUCCUGCAGCAGCAGCACAAACGGGCCACGCACCGCGAGAGGAACAAGACCCGGGGCCGGAUGAUCACAGAGAUGGAGCGAUUCUCCGGCAUGGCCAACAGCCCUGAGGCAAGCCCCUCUCCAGCUGUGGGCUCGACCUGCCCGGAGCAGCAGGCGGAUGCAGGCCACGAGACCAUGAAGAGCGUCUUGAGCUCAGCUGUGGAGCCCCAGAGCCGGCGCAGCAGGGCCAGCCGAGGUGUGGGCCGGUCAAGUCCCUCCGGCGGCUCUGUGCCCCAGGACGACAGCUCUGGCUCCCCGGCAGACGUCUCGGAUGAAAUCAUGGAUCGCCUUGUGCAGUCCGUCACCCACAGCACCGGCCCACGGUCAGGCCCCGCCAAGGAGCGCAAGAGGUCACGUGUCAGCAGGAAGUCCCUGAGGCGGACUCUGAAGAGCGGCCUGAGUGAUGACUUGGUGCAGGCCCUGGGCCUGGCGCAAGCUCCCGGCGUGCAAGUGUGACGGUUGUCGUGGCCAGCAGAGCCGCUGCGGAUGGAGCCUGCCUAGAGCCUGCGAUGCCCCACUCCCCAGAGCGAGCAGGGCCAGGAACGCGCUGAGUGGGAGCCCUGCCAGCCCAGCCCAGCGCUCUGCGGCCUGGAGGAAGGCACUCGCCGGGCAGGGCCAGUGCUUGGGGAGCACCGAGCCCCUGCCCUGGGGCCGCAGCCUAGCAAUCCCGGCAGCACUGGAGCCCCUCUGAAGCCACAGUGGCUACUGCUUCUCCCCACCCCCACCAUGGGCCUCCCUACAUCCUGUUCCUCCUCACAGACCCUGCUCUAUGGGCCCCCCCGCACCCUGUCAUCCAUCCGUCCUGUGCUUUCCUGCAGUGGGAUCGUGCGCCGAGUGGAUUUGCUCUGGGGACACUGUAGCGUUUGAGCCCUUUGCUGGUAGCUGGCAAGUGGGACGUGUGCUGUGGAUUAGUUUGGCUGGGCUCUGCAAAGAGAAGCACUGGCUGUGGCAGAGGCUUGGGCAUGGAUGGGCUGCAUGGCACUGCCAUCGCAGCUGCUCCUGGGUGCAGACUCCAUCCCCUUGGGUUUGCCUCCUGCCUUUCCCCUUCAGGUUCCUGGAUUCCAGGGCUUCCCAGGGUCCUGCUAGGAAGCGAGUAGCAUUUCCCUAGUGGCUGGCACCCAGGUUCUCCCAGGGCUCCUGGCCCUUCCUGGGUGCUGGUGAUGGGCGGGGUCCACGUGUGCACUAGCUGAGCAAUGCAUGGAAGCCCCGCUCCCCUGGGGGAGAGCAGGGCUGGCUGGCCACCUGGGACGUGCAGUCUGGCCCCCGGUACAGUGAAUCGGGUUGUGUGCGCUGUAGCCACCCUCCAGCAGCACCUGGGGUAUGAAGGCCCCAGUGCAGUCACUGGAGCUGGUGCUGAUUGGACUGAAUAAAGACAGCUGCUGUUGA
This is a messenger RNA of Chelonoidis abingdonii (Abingdon island giant tortoise), 4626 nucleotides long. The record is from RefSeq and is a predicted model, not a curated record. Lineage: Eukaryota; Metazoa; Chordata; Testudines; Testudinidae.